GUCAGUCCUCUCCCCCCAUAUAAAACCCAAGCCGCCCCAAAACCACUCACUGUCUAAGCUUCUGCAGCAGCAUCAAAACCCUUAGCCGCCCCCAGAGCUGCAGAUCUCGCUUCUCUCUCACUCUCCGACUACCAUGACUUUCAAGCGCAGGAAUGGCGGCCGCAACAAGCACGGCCGCGGCCACACCAAGUUCAUCCGCUGCUCCAACUGCGGCAAGUGCUGCCCUAAGGACAAGGCUAUCAAGAGGUUCUUGGUGAGGAACAUUGUGGAGCAAGCUGCGGUCAGAGAUGUGCAGGAGGCUUGUGUCUAUGAGCAGUACACUCUGCCGAAGCUGUAUGCUAAGAUGCAGUACUGUGUGUCGUGUGCUAUUCACUCUCACGUUGUGAGGGUGAGGUCUCGCACCAACAGGAGGAACCGUGAGCCACCAGUGAGAUUCAUCCGACGCAGGGAUGAUGCCCCAAGACCUGGAGCACCUGGACAGGGACCCCGACCUGCUGGAGCUGGUGCUCCUGCUCGUACUUAAAUGAGCAUAUGAAGCCUCCUAUAUGUUUGAUGGUAUCUGUUUAGCUACACAACUCGCUGGACCUCAGUUUUGUGUAGUUAGUCUUUUGUUAUGGCUUUUAUUUCAACUCCAGGAUUUAAACUGUUGUUUGUGGAAGUUUUGCUGUGCUGAUAAUGCAACUUAAAAUAGUUAAUUGA
This is a messenger RNA of Argentina anserina (silverweed cinquefoil), 699 nucleotides long. RefSeq names its product 40S ribosomal protein S26-1. Bases 134 to 523 code for a protein of 129 amino acids. The transcript has 5 exons. Gene Ontology annotation, molecular function: mRNA binding; structural constituent of ribosome. NCBI's taxonomy places the organism in Eukaryota, Viridiplantae, Streptophyta, Magnoliopsida, Rosales, Rosaceae. Gene Ontology annotation, biological process: translation. Gene Ontology annotation, cellular component: ribosome; cytosolic small ribosomal subunit. The record is from RefSeq and is a predicted model, not a curated record.